Mucor velutinosus is the source of this 420-nucleotide messenger RNA. RefSeq lists its product as uncharacterized. The record is from RefSeq and is a predicted model, not a curated record. The transcript has 2 exons. The coding region runs from base 1 to 420 and encodes 139 amino acids. NCBI's taxonomy places the organism in Eukaryota, Fungi, Mucoromycota, Mucoromycetes, Mucorales, Mucoraceae.
AUGUGUGAUUUGAACUGGUGUCCUGUUUGCGAAAAAGCCAUCUCAUGCGAAUCUGAUUCAUUGUAUUGCUCAGUCAAUUGCUUCUUGGUGGAUACAAAAAGUCAAAUAAAUCCAACCAAAUUCUUGUCGUUCCUCAAGCCAAAAUCAUUGUUGCGCAAAAAAAAGCAAGAAUCCAGCAGUACUCUGCCCCAGUUAUCCAAAUCCAUCUACACAUCUUCCUCAAUAUCCUCAUCAGAGUCUCUUUUUGGUUUUGAGGAUCCUAUGAAUGAUGAUCUGGAGCUGCCCGAAUGCUGCGAUUAUUGCGAUAGUGUUAAGAAUGUGCAACAGAACCAACAGCAACAGCAGAAACCAUUAACGAAUGACCAUGCACUAUACCCAAAUACUUCUUCUGCUGCUGCUAUUUCUAUACCCAUUCGCUGA